AUGCGAGUGCUAAAGAAUUCCGGUGCGUUUCGUUUUGAUCCAGGACGUGCAGUGCGCAACGCGCUGCGAAUCUUUUUGGAUUCGAAAGAGCUUGGCAUGGUUGUGGAUGCGCUAGAUCAUCUUGAGUCGAAUGAAAUACCGAUUCGAUCAAGCGAAUACGAAAAUAUGUUUAGCACCAUGACCAAGACCACUGGUAAUGAUGGCAAGCUGUACACAGCCGAUGACUUUAUGCUGGUGUGGAACGACAUGAUUAGGCGUAGUAUAGCACCUAGUAAGGCUAUUCUGCGCUUGGUGAUACCAGUGAUGUGCGGAGGUAUGGGCGUGAGCGUGAACAAUAGCGAUGAUUGGAAAUGCAUGAAGCUCUCUGCGCUUCGGGGUUAUCAUCAGGCUGUAGAAGAUCAUCAUGAUAACUACGUGCUACCAGUCCCGUGCUUUUCGAUGUUGCUGGAAGCUGCUGUUGAACAAGGUAGCAUUGAGGAUGUAAAUGCUGUUUAUGCUGGGGCGGUAAAGACCUUGGGAGCAUUCAUGAACAAGAAGCACUACACUACAGUCCUGCUGAACACAGUAACAUAA
Messenger RNA from Peronospora belbahrii, 573 nucleotides. Lineage: Eukaryota; Oomycota; Peronosporomycetes; Peronosporales; Peronosporaceae. The record is from the annotation of a GenBank genome assembly.